GAAUGCCAUAUGGUGUGAAAAGAGUAGAUGAAAAAGAAGGUUUGAUAAUUUAUUGUUGUGAUAAAGAAACUGUAACCAAUAAUAAAGGACAAGAAAGUAUCAUCAUCAGAUAUCAACUAAAUGUUAUCUGGGUUUUAACUAUAACAUUGGAUCCAGCUAUAAUAAAAAAAAAUAUAGAAAAUAGUUUAAGAUUACCGGAAAUAGAAUACAAUAAUGAUAUCAUAUUUUUUGGUUCAAAACCUAAAUUCUCUACACAUUCUAGACCUUUUCUCAUCAUUAAUAAAGUCAUUCCUAUCAUGGCUUAUGAAACUAACAUGGACAGUGUAUCAAAUCUUAAGCAAGCUAGUAGAUCUGCUUUGAAACAAUUAGUGGAUACUGUCAGAGCAGCAAUUGAAAAUCCUGAAAGUUUUAAUGAUAAUACUGAUAAUGAAACUGUAUUCAAUAUCUUAACAUAUUAUAACAAAAAAAUAAAUGAAAAAACAAAAAUCCUAGAUUUACAACCUAAAAGCGAAUUAUUCAAUCAAAUACAAAAAGAUGACAGAUUGGGACCUUGGCAAAUCAAAGAAUUGAAUAACACAAUAAAACAAAAAGGAAAUAAAUUGAUCGAAAAAUUUAUCUUACAUAUAAAAAAUGAAAAAAAUUAA
This is a messenger RNA of Scutellospora calospora, 644 nucleotides long. NCBI's taxonomy places the organism in Eukaryota, Fungi, Glomeromycota, Glomeromycetes, Diversisporales, Gigasporaceae. The record is from the annotation of a GenBank genome assembly.